ACAUACUUAAGGGGCUAAGUUCAAAGUUCCGCGCUGGCCUAGGGAUCGAAGUGGGUUUUAUGCUACCUGCUGCGGGUUACGUUCUCAAGAUUGUCUUGAUCGAAAGCUGUCGAUUUUGGCAAUUGUUUUUUUCUUGUGAUAAAUAUUCUUAAAUGACUCUAGAAGAAUCUCGUAACUUACAUCAGUCACUGCCAUCAGCAAGUUUUAGUGGUAGUUACCUGACCAAUACCAAUCAGAUUAACAGUUCAUAUCAUCAAAACAGUCAAAAUCCUACGAAUUAUCCUCCAUUAUUCCAUCCUGCAGCUGUAGCAGCUGUUGCCGCUGCAGCUGCAGCGGCUGGGUACACACAACAGUUCAAUCCAGGUGUUAUGAGUCGUCCACUCAACCUGACUGCUAAUCCCAAUGGUUCGAAUCCAUAUUUCUCUUCUGCAGACACAAGCAGAGCUUAUUAUGCCAGCUUUGCAUUACAACAGUCUGGAUUUUAUCCUGGAUCCCAUACUUUCAAUAAUUUGGGAGGCAUGAAUAUUCCUCAGGAUUUUUCAUUUCCGAAUCCCACUACCUCCAUUCAUUUAUCCAGCACUGGAGUAGAAUUUCCUUCAUGUUUAUCAACUAGUACAGCGGAGUCUGAAAAUGGUUCAAAGUUACAACGAGUUGCUGCCUCAACUAGGAAUUCCAAAACUUCUACUAGUAGUAUAAAAACACAUACAAAAUCGUCAGGCGUCCGUGGCAGGAAAUCGAUUUCGUCUGAUGAGAUGGCAAAUCGCAAACGCCAGGAAUUUAAUGAACUUGUUAAAGCCCGCACUGAGAAGCUUAUGUCCGAUGGUCCCAUCGCAAAUUCUUCAACAAAUUCUGGUCCUUUAUCAUCUUCAAGUUCAGCUGGUUCUAUAGGACCAGAAUCUGGAUCACCAAACUAUCGCAAAUUGAUUCAUGCUGUAUUAGAUGCUAAAAAGUCAGCUCUUCUUAGAUCUCCAUCUGUUAUCCAAUUCUUAGUUAGUCAACAGCGUUCACUAACUGAAUAUAAACGUCAAACAGAAUUAUUUUGUGUUACGAUGAACAGAUGA
Schistosoma bovis is the source of this 1061-nucleotide messenger RNA. NCBI's taxonomy places the organism in Eukaryota, Metazoa, Platyhelminthes, Trematoda, Strigeidida, Schistosomatidae. The record is from the annotation of a GenBank genome assembly.